CAACUUGCUAAGGGUAUAGAGGGGGUCAGCAGAGUUCAUGCUAUUGUGACUGAUUACGUGUCAAAGUGCUGUGUCAAGUGUGCCACUGAUAAGGACUUUUUGGAUAUUUCUUCUGUUUUGGCAAAGAGCCAAGUACUAAAUAAUGAGGGGCCGAAUCAGCGUGGUAAAAUGGCCGCUACGAAAUGUCCGUGGCGCUCGACUUAUAACAACUAGUACACAAAACACAAAACCAACUGAGAGUGCGUUAGAAAUCAGUCAAAAACCAGCUCAAACAUGUCCGGUAAAAGGAUUUCGCGCGAGAUCCACUCAUGCGGCGAUCGACACGUCCAUUUUUGACAUGGCUCCAUCUGUCAAGUCGUGGGCUGAAGUACCUGGGCCUCGUCCAUUACCGUUCUUAGGCAACACUUGGCGAUUCACACCUUAUAUCGGAGGAUAUUCAGUAGAACAUAUAGACAAAGUGUGUCUGUCUUUGCGAGCCGAAUAUGGGAACUGUGUGAAGGUGACUGGUCUGCUUGGAAGACCUGAUAUGCUGUUCGUCUUCGAUGCCAGUGAAGUGGAAAGGGUAUUCAGGGGUGAAGACGCGGCACCUCAUAGACCAUCAAUGCCUUCUUUGAACUAUUACAAACACACCUUGAGGAAAGACUUCUUCGGCGCUGAAGAAAAUUGUGCUGGUGUCAUUGCAGUUCAUGGUGAUUCCUGGUCUGCCUUCCGAACCAAAGUAUCUCGGGUGGCGUUGAGCGCUGGCGCAGCAGCUCAGUACACGGUACCUGUCUCUGAAGUAGCUGAUGCCUUUGUCCAAAGAGUACGACAAAUAAGGGAUGAUAAUUUUGAAACCCCGGGCGAUUUCCUGAAUGAAGUCCACAAAUGGUCUUUGGAGUCUUUGGGACUAAUAGCUCUGGACACAAGACUAAACUGUUUUGACGCGUCAGAAGACUCAGAGAGUAUGCGCCUGAUCCACGCCGUACAGACUUUCUUCCUAAGUGUAGGUCAGCUCGAACUGCGCGCCCCCUGGUGGAGGUUAUACCCAACUAAGAUGUUCAGACAAUAUGUUGAGGCUUUGGACACAAUCCUUAGCGUAACUCUCAAUCACGUGGAGAAGGCGCUAAAGGAAUGCGAAGCUAAUGGAAGCAGCAAGUCACUGCUGCAGGACCUGGUCGCAGCAGCUGGGCCAAGAGUGGCAGCGGUAGCAGCACUAGACCUGUUCCUAGUAGGAAUUGACACAACAUCAAAUGCAGUAGCUUCAAUUCUAUACCAGCUAUCUCUAAGGCCGUCGGUACAAGAGCGGUUGUACGAAGAAGUUAGCAAAGUUCUUCAGGGUAGACCAAUGAAGCCAGGAGAUGUUAAUCAGAUGCCGUAUCUGAAGGCAUGUGUUAAAGAAGUUAUGAGGAUGUACCCUGUUGUCAUUGGUAAUGGAAGGCAACUGACUAAGGAUACUGUCAUUUGUGGAUACAAUAUACCUAAGGGGACUCAAGUAAUAUUCCAACAUUACGUGAUGGGGAAUAGUGACGACUACUUCUCCAAUGCGUCAGAGUUUAAACCAGAGAGGUGGAUGACCAGGUCUCCGGCACAGAAACACCACGCCUUCGCCUCCCUACCAUUCGGCUACGGCAAACGAAUGUGUCUUGGUAGAAGAUUCGCCGAGUUGGAAAUACAUACAGUAAUUUGUAAAAUGAUACAAGCCUUCAAAAUGGAGUAUCACCACGAACCAAUGGAUUACCACAUUCAUCCAAUGUACACACCGAAUGGACCUAUCAGAAUAAAAAUGACGGAUCGGUAG
This is a messenger RNA of Spodoptera littoralis (African cotton leafworm), 1777 nucleotides long. NCBI's taxonomy places the organism in Eukaryota, Metazoa, Arthropoda, Insecta, Lepidoptera, Noctuidae. The record is from the annotation of a GenBank genome assembly.